Messenger RNA from Jaculus jaculus (lesser Egyptian jerboa), 8827 nucleotides. It is a transcript of the gene Gse1, whose product is annotated as Gse1 coiled-coil protein. The coding region runs from base 97 to 5490 and encodes 1797 amino acids. The record is from RefSeq and is a predicted model, not a curated record. The transcript has 17 exons. NCBI's taxonomy places the organism in Eukaryota, Metazoa, Chordata, Mammalia, Rodentia, Dipodidae.
UGGACACCGGCGCCGAGACCCCCUUCGGGACCCGGAGCCGAGGCCCCGGCGCAGGGGCAUGAGGAAGAGGGGGUUCCCCCGAAGCUCCACGGGGACAUGGAACCCAAGGCGGGAGUCAGGCGGCGACGCAAAGGAGUUGGAAGGCACUGGGUCCCCGAACCCCGGGCCAGCGUCCUGAGGGGCAUUCAGGAUCCUUGGCUAGGUUCCACUGUCCAAGCAGACCCCGUAGAUGGAAUGAAGGGAGCCCCCUCCAACAAGGCCCCUGCCACCAAGUCCCAGGAGACCCGGACACUGGGGGACUCUUUGGGGGUCUGCGGCACUUCGGAGGAUAGUGACAUCAACAUUACCAGCGAGGAGGAGGGCCACAAGGAGCAGCCUGCCUCAGGGCCCUGUGGCUCCAGAGAGAAGGACCACAGUGGCCAUGUCCCUGGGCUUCUCCAGGAGAGCCAGGCUGGGCCAGCAGAGGGCCUGUGCUGCUACAUCUGUGGGUCAGCGCUGUCGCCAUCCUCCCAACAGCAGAUCCACGUGCAGAAGCAGGAGAAACUGGCCCAGGCGCCUUUUUUCCCCUUCCUGUGGCUGCACAGUCCCCCACCAGGGGCUCAGCCCAUCACUGAGGCGGGCAGUACGCUGGUGUGUCCCUGCUGUUUCUCCUCCCUCACACACCAGUGGCAGAGCUUUGAGCUGGCCAACGUUCCAGUCCUGCAGCGGCUCUAUGUGGUGCCCCUCAACAGCCACGCCCCCGGCAUGGCCUCCAAGGCCAGGAGGCUCCCCAGGGAGGAGGGUCUGCCCACUGUUGCUGGGGCCCUGCCGGAGGCCUGCUACCUCUGUGGGGAGGACUGCACCCAGGAUGCCCGGCUGGUGCCCUCCCGGAUUGUUAAUGGUAGUGCCAGGAGCACCAUGCAUUUCCCCUUCCUCAGCCUUCUGCCCUGCCCACCCAACGCCCGGCCUCCCAACAAGCGCUGUGAGGUCCGCAGCUGCCCCAAGUGUUUCAGUGUUUUGGAGGACAUCUGGGCACUGUACCGGGCCUCCCACAACCCGGAGCUCAUCGGCUCUGUGCAAGGCUUCCUGGGAAGGUACCACCAGGCCUUCUCCGCCUCCAAUCCCACCUUGAGUGAAUUGCCCACUUCUGGCCAGGGAGGCACUGUGUCAGCCUGCUAUAUCUGUGGGGCUGAGCUGGGCCCUGGCAAGGAAUUCCAGCUCAAUGUGAACCCCACCAGCCGCCUGGGGGAGAAGGAACCCUUCUUCCCUUUCCUCACUGUCUACCCGCCAGCCCCACGGGCCAGGCCAGCAGAUGCCACCGGCCUGGUGGCUACCUGUGUGCUCUGCUACCAUGACCUGCUGGGCCAGUGGCUACAGCAUGAGGCCCGCGGCGCUCACCACGCAGUCAGCGCCUGGUCUCGGCAGUACCAGGUGGACACAUUCGUCUGCUUCUUCUGCCAGCAAGAGAAGAAACGGUGUCUGGGGCUGAAGUCCGUGCGCGUGGCCAGGCUACCCUUGUUCCUCUAUACCCUGCGAGCCAGCCACAGCCUGCUGGUGGAUGAUGGGCGGCAGCUGAUCAUCGGUGCCUGUGUGGAGUGUGGGACCCUGGUGUGUGCCGGUCAAGGAGUCAGCCGCCAGGGACCCGUGGGUUGGAGCGCCCCGGUGGCAGGGGCUACAAAGGUCACCUCUACACCUCUGGAGGCACCUGUAGCCAUCCACGCUCCCACCCAGGAGCCCGAGCCACAGCUGAGCAUCCCUACAGAGAACCCACCCAGGGGCCCCAGAUCUGCCCAGGAGCUGCGGCCGCCGUCAUGCCUGCAGAGUGGCCGGGACGAGGACAGACCAGACCUCGCGGGCACAGGCAUGAGCCAUGAGCCCAAGUCCCCUUCAAUAGGGAUGCUUUCCACCGCCACCAGGACCACCGCCACCGUCAACCCCCUCACCCCCUCACCGCUCAAUGGCGCCCUGGUGCCCAGCGGUAGCCCAGCCGCCAGCAGCUCGCUGUCGGCCCAGGCCGCGCCGUCCUCCAGCUUUGCCGCAGCACUGCGCAAGCUCGCCAAACAGGCCGAGGAGCCCAGAGGGUCUUCACUGAGCAGCGAGUCGUCCCCUGUGUCCUCUCCAGCCACCAACCACAGCUCCCCUGCCAGUACACCCAAGCGAGUGCCCAUGGGCCCCAUCAUUGUCCCCCCUGGGGGCCACAGCGUGCCCAGCACCCCUCCUGUGGUGACCAUUGCCCCUACCAAAACCGUCAAUGGCGUGUGGAGGAGUGAGAGCCGGCAGGACUCUGGAUCCCGGGGCAGCAGCAGUAGCCGGGAGCGCCUCCUUGUGGAGCCGCCGCUGGCACAGGAGAAGGCGGCAGGCCCAGCCAUCCCCUCCCACCUGCUGAGCACGCCCUACCCCUUUGGCCUCUCCCCCAGCUCAGUGGUGCAGGACUCCCGCUUCCCACCACUCAACCUCCAGCGGCCUGUGCACCAUGUAGUGCCCCCCAGCACGGUUACUGAGGACUACUUGAGAAGCUUCCGGCCCUACCACACUGCUGAGGACCUGCGCAUGUCUUCCCUGCCACCCCUCAGCCUGGACCCUGCCACCGCCGCUGCCUACUACCACCCCAGCUACCUGGCCCCACACCCUUUCCCCCACCCUGCCUUCAGGAUGGAUGACUCCUACUGCCUAUCGGCAUUGCGGUCACCGUUCUACCCCAUCCCCACACCGGGCUCCCUGCCUCCACUACACCCGUCCGCCAUGCAUCUCCAUCUGUCCGGAGUCCGCUACCCACACGAGCUCUCCCACUCGUCCCUGGCAGCACUGCACUCGGAGCGGAUGUCCAGCCUUAGCGCAGAGAGGCUGCAGAUGGACGAGGAGCUACGGCGGGAGAGAGAGCGGGAGCGGGAGCGCGAGCGGGAACGGGAGGCUGACCGGGAACGGGAGCGCGAGAAGGAGCGCGAGCGUGAGCAGCGGGAGAAGGAGCGUGAGCGCGAGCGGGAGAAGGAGCUGGAGCGAGAGCGGGAGAAGGAGCGCGAACGGGAGCUGGAGCGCCAGCGCGAGCAGCGGGCCCGAGAGAAGGAGCUGCUGGCUGCCAAGGCCCUGGAGCCGGCCUUCCUGCCCGUGGCCGAGCUGCACGGGCUCAGGGGCCAUGCCCCUGAUGAGCGGGUCAAGCCCUCGGAGCAGCUGACACCAACCCGAGCAGAGAAAGUGAAGGACGUGGGCCUGCAGGCACCCAAGCCUGUGCAGCACCCGCUACAUCCAGUGCCUGCCCCACACCACACCGUGCCCAGCCUCAUCUCCAACCACGGCAUCUUCUCUCUGCCGGGCAGUAGUGCCGCCACGGCUCUGCUGAUCCAGCGCACCAAUGAGGAGGAGAAGUGGCUGGCCCGGCAGCGGCGGCUGAGGCAGGAGAAGGAGGACCGGCAGUCUCAGGUGUCAGAGUUCCGGCAGCAGGUGCUGGAGCAGCACCUGGACCUGGGCCGACCCCCAGCGCCCACGGAGGCAGAGCACAGGCCUGAGAGCACCAGGCAAGGAACAAACCGUCAUGAGCAGGGCAGCCGCGACACGCCCCAGCACUUUGGAGGGCCACCACCCCUCAUCUCACCCAAGCCCCAGCACCACACUGUGCCCACAGCCCUCUGGAACCCCGUGUCUCUGAUGGACAAUACCCUGGAGACGCGGCGAGCCGAGAGCCACUCUCUGCACAGCCACCCAGCUGCGUUUGAGCCCAGCCGCCCGGCUGCCGUGCCGCUGGUGAAAGUAGAGCGUGUCUUCUGCCCGGAGAAGGCUGAGGAGCCCCGCAAGCGCGAGGCCACCCCAUUGGACAAGUUCCAGCCAACACCAAGGGAGGCAGGAAGCCUUGAGCCCCAGGCUUUUACCCAUGGACCUGGGCCCUUCCUAGCUGAACUUGAGAAAUCUACACAGACCAUCCUGGGCCAACAGCGGGCCUCCCUCCCCCAGACAGCCCCUUUUGGGGAGAUCAGUGGGCCCUUGAAGCCGGCCUCACCUUAUUGCCACCCAACACCACGGGGCCCUGACCCUGCAUACAUCUACGACGAGUUUCUGCAACAGCGCCGGAGGCUGGUCAGCAAGUUGGACCUGGAGGAGCGCAGGCGGCGCGAGGCUCAGGAGAAAGGAUACUACUAUGACCUUGAUGACUCUUACGACGAGAGUGACGAGGAAGAGGUCAGGGCUCACCUCCGCUGUGUGGCCGAGCAGCCGCCCCUCAAACUGGACACGUCUUCUGAGAAGCUAGAGUUUUUGCAACUUUUUGGCUUGACCACCCAACAACAGAAGGAGGAACUGGUGGCCCAGAAGCGGAGGAAGCGGCGGCGGAUGCUAAGGGAGCGAAGCCCAUCGCCCCCAGCUAUUGAGAGCAAGCGGCAGACGCCAUCCCCCAGACUGGCUCUGUCUACCCGCUACAGCCCCGACGACAUGAACAAUAGCCCAAACUUUGAGGAGAAGAGGAAGUUCCUGACCAUCUUCAACUUGACCCACAUCAGUGCGGAGAAGAGGAAAGACAGAGAGAGGCUUGUUGAAAUGCUCCGUGCCAUGAAGCAGAGGGCACUGUCGGCAGCAGUUACGACAGACCCGUUCCCAAACUCUCCGAGGGACAGUCCUGCCAGCUCCCUGAGUGAGCCAGCCACGCAGCCAGCUCCUGUAGAGAUGGAUAAGCCUGUUGGGGUCACGGCCUCCUUGUCAGACAUUCCGAAAGCCGUGGAGACUGGGAGACUGGAACAGCUCCGGCCCCAGGAGCUCUCAAGAGUCCAGGAGCCAGCUCUUAGCAGCGGUGAGAAGGCCAGGCUGAGCGAGGCCCCCGGGGGCAAGAAGAGCCUGAGCAUGCUUCAUUACAUCCGGGGUGCUACGCCCAAGGACAUUCCUGUGCCAUUGUCCCACAGCAUCAACGGGAAGAGCAAGCCCUGGGAGCCCUUCAUGGCGGAAGAGUUUGCACAUCAGUUCCAUGAGUCAGUGCUGCAGUCCACCCAGAAGGCCCUGCAGAAGCACAAAGGAAGUUCGGUCGUGCUGUCUGCAGAGAACCACAAGGUGGACACAUCUGUCCACUACAACAUUCCUGAGCUGCAGUCCUCCAGCCGGGUCCCCCUGCCCCAGCAUAAUGGGCAACAGGAGUCCCCCACCAGAAGGAAGGGUCCCCCCCCACAGGCACUGGACCAGGACUCAGAGGAGGACAAUGACGACGAAGAAGACAGUGAAGAUGAUGAGGAAGCCCCCAGGCGCAAGUGGCAAGGGAUUGAGGCGAUUUUGGAAGCUUACCAGGAGCACAUAGAAGAGCAAAGCCUGGAGCGGCAGGUGUUACAGACACAGUGCCGGCGGCUGGAGGCCCAGCACUACAGCCUCAGCCUGACCGCAGAGCAGCUCUCUCACAGCAUGGCGGAGCUGAGGAACCAGAAGCAGAAGGUCGUCUCAGAACGGGAGCGGCUCCAGGCAGAACUGGACCACUUACGGAAGUGCCUUGCCUUGCCUGCAAUGCAUUGGCCUAGGGGCUACUUUAAGGGAUGUCCCAGGUGACGGCUUCCCUUGCACUAGGCUGAACCUAUAGUAUAGAAAUAUUAUCUAUUUUAUUACCUUGAAUAUUUAAUAUUUUUCACUGGGAGGUUUGAAGCUUAAAACAUGAGAACGUGCCAUGCAUGAAGCAAAGGAUUCCAGGCUCCAGAAAAAAAGCGAAUGAAUUUACCUUGACUUCAAUGCAACCGAUCACCUGUCACUCAGCAAGCGGCCAGUGUAAGGCGCCCAUAGUUUUCUUUCCUUCCCCUGCCCCAAAGUCAUUCUUCUUUUAAUCUGAAAAUGAAGGCUCCAUCCCAACACUGAAACCAUAGCAUUUGUCGCCCGCAGUGCAUGUGGCGGGGUCAGAGCUGGCUGGUUGGCUGGUUCUUGUGUAGCUCGCUCUUGCUGCAGCCCUGGGGGGGUGUGACCUCAUUCCUCCUGGGAGUGAGACUUGCUUCCACUGAAAAGGCCGGAUGCAUUGCAAGUUUUGUCACUUGCCUGCAAACUUAUCUUCAAAGCGGCAAGUCCUAGGAGCGCACGCGCGGAGCCGUCCAAGGCUUCUCUCUGGAAAAGCUCUUAGAAAGAUUAAGUGAAUCCACACACUGAAGGUCCCUUUUUGUCACUCCAUGGGGGGAUAUGUAUGUACAGAGCUCUAUGUCUACAGACACUUCACCCACCCAGUUGUCAUUGCAGUGGGUGGCGUUUUCAUACGUCAGUUUUGAGAGAAAAGUCAAAGGUGCUUCAGCCUUGUACUGUGUAUAUAUAUUAAAAAAAACAAAGUUUUGUAUGUUUUUAUUACUUUAAUUAUUGUUAUAAAAAGCCUGCCAUUUUUAAUAUGUGGUAUGGGGGUUUUUUGUUUGUUUUUCCUGUUUUGGGGUUUCCUUUUGUUUUUGUUGUUGUUGUUUUCAUUUUUCUGGGCAAAAAAAAAAUCUUUGCUUUUAGUGUUUGUACUGCUGCUGGUCAGGACAUUAAAAUAUUGAAGUGUUUUAAAAAUUAAAGGAGAAGAAAAGUAAAAGAGCUUACCACUGGCGCCUAUGCGAUCACUUCAUUUUUGAGUUGUACUAGAAAGCCAUGCAUUACUUCCCCACCCCAAACCUGAAGGAGGCAACAACAUGCAGCUGAGCUGAGCAGGGGAUAGACAGCCUGCUGGGAACAAGCUGUCCUGUGUGGGACCUGGGGCUUUCUCAGAACCUUUAGACGCAGAUGGGAACAGUACAGAAUAGCAGCUUUUGAGGCUACCAAGAAAUGUUUUGCCAAAGCCUCGAGUAGGGGCACCGUGUGGAAGCUUGAGCUCCUCUGAGCCUCCUGUGAUAGGCACGGUUAUGCGGGCACGGGGGCCUCCUAGUCUGGUACUUCUCAAGCACAAUGUCUGACAGCAAUCUGAAAACAAAAGACCUCUUGCCUGAGGCCGCCUAAACUGACCUGCCUGUGGGAGGGGAGAAGGGAGGUCUGAGGCUGACCUUUGUGGGCCACUGACUGCCAUGCUCAGUGGCUGUGCCCUGAGUCCCAGCCUUGCUGUGCAGAGCAGCUUGCUGGCAGCUGGCGUCGUGUCAUUUAUCUGCCCCCACACAGUUUGCUUUGUACGUCUGCCAAGAAUCUCCUAGUUACUAGCAAACUCAAAGAGUGCCGCCAGUAUUGCAGGCGGGCAGCAAGGGCCUCCCUCAGCCUGGUGUCUGAAGAGGACUAGGACUAAGGCAGUGCGGGGCCUCUGCCCCUUAGACAGGGUCCACAGGUUUACAGAGGGAGCCACACUCCCAGCCCUCGGGGCAGUGUGAGACUUUGCCUGCUCACUGCUGUUUCUUGCGUGAAGGCUAGGGGCUGGCUCACACUUUGGCACUUCAGUCCCAGGCCAUCUCCCACAUCACAGAUAUCUGGGAGCUUUUGCUACUAAGCUUUCUGGCAAUGGCCCUGGCUGGCUAGAGAAAAGGAAGAGUAGGUCUAAUAACUCAGUGGAAAAGCAACUCCCUGUAUCCACAAGGAGUUCCCCGAGGGCCCCAAGCAGAGACCGGUAUUUCAGCACAGCCCCAUUAGGAGCCCAAGCUGAGUGCGUGUUCUGUGCCUUCCAAGUGGAGCCACCCUUGUCUGUCCUUGAGCUCCUGUAGCUCUGGUCUCCCUGUCUUCCCUCACAUGGGUAAAGAUGUCUGAGUACUAACAUGACAAUCAACACAGGAACACCGGUCAGGCAGCAUGCACAAGCUAAGAAGAGGGUAAAGAAAGUACCUCUUCAAAACAACACUGCACCCCAAGACAGCACUCAGUCCCCGUUUACCAUUUAAGGAGCAACCUCCUAACCUGGAAACACUUUCAGGUGGUGACUCUCAAAAGAACACAGUACAUCCAAGUAUGUUUUCAGUUGGACUUCACGAAAGUGAACAAACGUGGGAUUUCUGAAGCUUUCUAUUCAGCCUUCUCACGUUAAAAUUAGUUUAGCACUGCGAAUUUGCUCUAGAAUUGAUUGUGCAAAUUGUGUCAGUAUUUAUGUGAAUACCUCAGUCCUCGCUGUGUGUCUUCCCAUGUCACCUGGAAGAGACAGCUGCCAUCUGUCCUGACUGGGAAUUCUCUAAACUUGUGAGGGAGAUGGUGAGGGGAUGGCUCCGCAUUUAAUCAGAUCUUUAAAUCAAGUUGUUUCGUGUAAUUACAGCCAAACUGACAAAAUAGCUAUUGUCCCAGAUAAGUGACCAGGACAGGACUUUCAUCAUCUUAACCUUAGUCUUAAAGGGAUAAAAUGCCUAACAGGCACUAAAACAUAAUAGGUUGUACCUCUAAGGAUAUUCAGAGCAUUAAAAGGAGCCUACACCUUCAGCAAAGAACUGAACCAGGAAAUCUUGUGUUUGUAGCCGACCUCACAAUAUCACCAAAUCUCAAAAAAAAAAUUUUAAAAAGCUGAAUUUCAAACUAAGACCUCUCCAAGCCACUAAAUGUGUAGGAAAUUACAAGGACCCACCACAAGAUGGAGACAAGAUGGUUAGCACAGGUUCAGUUCCUCUAGUGUCUAUUAGCAGUUAGCAGCAAUCUCUAUACUCCACGUAAUCAGCUGACUUCACUCCCUGCGGUAGCCUAGAUUUGACUCCUAGAUCCUCCUUAGUCUGAGGAAGCCAUGCUCACUGGUUACGCUGCUGUGCGUGCCCUGUCUUCACUGCUAGGCCAGCGAACCCAGACUCAGGUGGGAGGGAGGACAACGGUGCCUCGGUCACUCUGGGGGCAGUUUAGAUGCUGUGAAAUUAAACCUGUUCUAAGUGUACUUGUUUGAAUUAACUGUAUUGUAAUAUUAUUUGUUGAAUGUAGUAAUUAGGUAUUUAUGAAUAUAAUGCUGUAAUUUCUGACAACAUCCAAAAAAUAAAAUCUUCCUAAAUCAUGUUAA